This is a messenger RNA of Pristis pectinata (smalltooth sawfish), 663 nucleotides long. RefSeq lists its product as uncharacterized. The record is from RefSeq and is a predicted model, not a curated record. The coding region runs from base 1 to 663 and encodes 220 amino acids. Lineage: Eukaryota; Metazoa; Chordata; Chondrichthyes; Rhinopristiformes; Pristidae. The transcript has 5 exons.
AUGUCAGGAGGUCAGAUUGUGACUCCAUCAAAAGGUGCUGAAAUGGUAGAACUGAUCAAUGCCACCAUUGGAGAAGAUGUGUUAUUUUCCAUAAAUUGUACACCUUGUCUGAAUCAAUCAAUAGAAUGGAAGAAAUGUGGGACAAGCCAACCCAGUAUCAUAUCCCUCCCCUAUGGCGAACGUGAGAUCACUAUCUUUCAAGGUUACAAAGGACGGGUGAAAGAUUUUAAAGAUGGCUCCUUUGUAUUAACUAACAUUCAACUGAAUGAUACAGGAUAUUACACUGUGACACUGUCAGAUAUCACUACAGGGAAGCAAGUGACAAUAACAAAACAGUUGCUUAUCAUUGCCAAAACAAAUGAUCUCAAUGAUGAACAGAUUAAACAUGGAGAAAAUAUGACAAGAAGUGCUGAGUUCAACAAAAGUUGGAAAUUCACUGCCAUUAUCAUUAGUGUCAGUCUGCUUGGAACAAUUGUAAUCUGUGUUAUACUCACAUACUUCAUAUGGAGAAGACUGCAGAAAAAUUCAGUCACUGAGAGUCCAGGUGUGAAGAGGAAUGAGAACUUAAAUAGCAAUGUUCCAGAGAUUGUUUAUUCAACCUAUGUAGGUGCAUAUGCUAACUAUGGGAAGUCAUGUCAAACAACUCCUUUGGAUCAAACUUGA